Messenger RNA from Aspergillus nidulans FGSC A4, 1473 nucleotides. RefSeq names its product MFS transporter. Bases 1 to 1473 code for a protein of 490 amino acids. NCBI's taxonomy places the organism in Eukaryota, Fungi, Ascomycota, Eurotiomycetes, Eurotiales, Aspergillaceae. The record is from RefSeq and is a predicted model, not a curated record. Gene Ontology annotation, biological process: transmembrane transport. Gene Ontology annotation, cellular component: membrane. Gene Ontology annotation, molecular function: transmembrane transporter activity. The transcript is spliced from 2 exons.
AUGGGUAUCCUCCCCGUCGGCGUCAAGGGCACGCCAGGGGACGAAAAGGGGCCUGCUGAGCUGGACCCCGACUUCCUGGUCAGAUGGGAUCAGGCCGAACCGAUGAAUCCCCAGAACUGGCCAGACCGGUAUAAGUGGUGGGUGACCUUCCAACUGGGCAUGCUGGCGCUGGCCGGCAGUUUGGGUUCCAGCAUCAUGACGCCAGCCGAUCAUCUCAUUGCGCAAUAUGUCGGCGUGAGCCAGGAGGUUUCGGUUUUAAAUGUUGCUUUAUAUCUGGUUGGCUUUAUCUUCGGGCCCAUCAUCUGGGCGCCCAUAUCCGAGAUCUGGGGACGGCGAGUCAGUAUCCUGCCUGCGGUCUUCUGCCAGGCACUGUUCGCAAUCGGCACUUCGCGAAGUACAAAUGCCGCGUCGGUAUUCGUCACCCGAUUCUUCACCGGCUUCUUUGGAUCUGCGCCAAUCAGCAAUGUCACCGCAGCCCUCGGCGACAUCUGGAGUCGCGAGAGACGAGGAAUAGCUGUUAGUCUCUACGCAGUCGCAGUGAACGGUGGGCCCUCCUUAGGCCCCGUCAUCGGCGCAGCCCUCGUCACAAACCCGCAUCUCAACUGGCGCUGGCCCGGCUACAUUCUCGCGAUUUGGGUCAUGGUCACCUUCGUCAUGGCCUUCUUCUUCCUACCGGAAGUCUACCCUUUGGUACUGUUGAAAAGAAAAGCGCAGCGGCUGCGCAAGGAAACCAACGACAACCGCUAUUACCACCCGCACGAGCACCUCAAGCUCGAUGUCCACUCUAUCGUCACGAAACAGCUUUCUCGCCCUAUGAUCAUGCUGUUCACCGAGCCCGUAGUCACCUGCAUUGCCAUCUACGCCUCCUUCGUCUACGGCGUGAUGUAUCUGACGCUGGAAGUCUUCCCCAUAGUCUUCGAGGAGAUCCGCGCCUGGCAUCCGGUCGUCGCAGCGCUGCCUUUCCUUGCCCUACUGAUAGGAGUCAUCUCCUCCGUCGGCCUCAAUAUCUGGAACCAAUACCGCUACAACAUCAUCGCCAAGAACGCAGGUGGGAAGGCCGUUCCAGAAGGGCGCCUUCCACCGAUGGCAUUCGGGGCGGUGUUCUUCGUUAUUGGCGCGUUUUGGUUCGCAUGGACUGCGAAGCCGCCUCAUCACUGGAUUCUGCCUUGUUUCGCGGCCUUGUUCAUAGGGAUUGGCUUCAACUGCAUCUUCCAGCAGUGUCUCAACUAUCUUGUCGACAUGUAUGGUAUAUAUGCGGCGAGUUCGACGGCUGCAGUGACCUUCUUGAGGAGUAUCAUGGCUGCGGGAUUGCCGCUUGCUGCAAGGCCAAUGAUCGAUGCGAUGGAUGUUGGUCCUGCGGUGUCAAUCAUCGGCGCUGUUGCAGCGGUGUUACUCCCCAUUCCGUUCCUGUUUAUGAAGUAUGGGUCGAGACUCAGGGGGCUGUCGAAGCUGACGCCGGAUAAUCCGAAUUAA